This is a messenger RNA of Effrenium voratum, 600 nucleotides long. The record is from the annotation of a GenBank genome assembly. NCBI's taxonomy places the organism in Eukaryota, Dinophyceae, Suessiales, Symbiodiniaceae.
AUGACCGCUUGGUCACUGCUCUGCGACAUCAUUUCGCAGUAUGACCAGCUGGCCAUGCAGCUGCAAGUUCUGAUGCUGAUGCGCAGCUGUUGGAAUGACGAAGGAUCGGUCAAAGAUUUGAGCGCCUGCUGGGAUCUCAAACACGAGCUCACCGAUAUCGCGCCAUUGGAGGAGCCCGUGUGCUGGCGGCGCUUGGGCCAACAGCGCGCCUUCAGGGCUGAGCUGUUGAUCUGGAAUUCGCUGCCCCAGGAGACCAGCAAGAAGCGGGGCUUCGCUGCGAGCCCACACAAGAUGAAUGACCAGAAGGAGUGGUGGUGGAUGAUGAGGAAUGUGCUCCGUUCUUUAGGCCCCAAGAACGCAGUGCGCCGCUUCGUCGUGCCCAAGGAGCGCUGGGAGCAUGUCAAGGACGACUUGGACGUGCCGUGUGAGGUCAUGACGUACUCCGACACGCCUGAUGCACAGCAGAUCAUUUCCCACAACAACUCCUUUGUGCUGGUCUUUGUGGAGCCCUCUGAGAGUUGGAUUCCGGCCUGGAGAGUGAAGCUUCAGACGUGGAAGCAGCCCCGAUCCUCGUGGUCUCUACCCACAAGCGCGGCGUGA